AUGUCAAUAUCAUUUUCCGGCGGGACUCAGGACGAAGAUCGUUGGGGAUCCGAUUUAGCUUCCGCCGGAGAAUUCACCUCAAGCUCUCCAUCGUUACCAAUUACCGCACCAUACUCACCUUCCUCCUUUGGCGAAGAGCUCGUAGAAGUAACAAUCGAAUUCCCAAGCGGCGUAUUACUAAACAUCGACUCCGUCACCACCACCGAUCCAGAGAUCACCUCUUGCUCUGCUUCUAAUAACUCAGGCUCAAGGUCUCGUAGCUUAGGGUGGAGCGCGUCGUCUAGUCAUCGGAUCUCCGAGCUUACGGUGGAGAAAGCGAAAAAGUUCUCGAGAGAUUUGAAACAGAAGCUUCAUAAGAUCUCGUUAGGCUAUUCGUCUCGGUCUGCGCCAGAGCCGGUUGUUCCUAAUGUAUCUGAAGUUACAGAUCAUGCUCUGCUUUGUCGAUCUUUAACACAACGAUUCACCAAUAGGAUUGGAUUGUGUACACAGAGAGCGAUUCAUGGUUUGAAAUUCAUAAGCAGUAAAGAUAAUGGAAUCGCGAAUUGGAGACAAGUUCAGGACAAUUUCGUUAAUCUUUCCAAAGAUGGUUAUAUUUCUCGAAGUGAUUUCGCUGAUUGCAUAGGGAUGGAGAAUGAGAAUUCGAAAGAGUUCGCAGAGGAGUUGUUCGACGCAAUGUGUAGGAGAAGGAGAUUAAUUGUUGACAAGAUCAAUCUUCAAGAACUAUAUGAGUUUUGGUAUCAGAUUACAGACGAAAGCUUCGAUUCUCGCCUACAAAUCUUCUUCAACAUGGUGAAAAAUGGAGAUGGUAGAAUCACAGAGAACGAAGUAAAAGAGAUCAUUAUACUAAGUGCAUCAGCAAAUAAUCUAUCAAGGUUGAGACAACGAGCUGAAGAGUAUGCAGCACUAAUCAUGGAAGAACUGUCCCCUGAUGGGCUUCACUCUCAGUACAUAGAGUUAAAGGACUUAGAGAUGCUACUACUAGAGAAGGACAUAUCUCAUAGUAACAGCCAACCGUUCAGCCAGACAAGCCGAGCAUUAAGCCAAAAUCUAAAGGAUACAAGAUGGGGAAUAAGCAGGAGCUUGCUUUACUCUUUGCAAGACAAUUGGAAAAGGAUUUGGGUUUUGACAUUGUGGUUAGUGAUCAUGGCCUGGUUGUUUAUGUGGAAAUGUGUUCAGUACAAACGCAAAGACGCAUUUCAUGUAAUGGGUUACUGCCUUGUCGUGGCAAAAGGUGCAGCUGAGACUUUGAAAUUCAACAUGGCUCUUAUACUUUUGCCGGUCUGCAGAAACACCAUCACCUAUCUCAGAUCCACCACUAUGUCCUAUGCACUUCCUUUUGAUGACUGCAUCAAUUUUCACAAGACCAUCUCUAUAGCAAUCAUUAUGGCAAUGCUUCUCCAUUCAUGCAGCCACCUUGCCUGUGAUUUCCCGAGGAUUCUAACAUCUACUGAAGCUGAUUACAAAAGAUACUUGGUUCAUUACUUUGGUGUGACCAAACCUACAUACUUUGACUUGGUGAACACUCCUGUGGGAAUCACUGGGUUCAUAAUGGUUACUUUUAUGCUAAUCGCAUUCACAUUAGCCAGUCGAAGAUGCAGACGGAACCUUACUAAGUUGCCGAAACCAUUUGACAAAUUAACCGGAUAUAAUGCCUUUUGGUAUUCACAUCACUUGCUUCUAAUGGUUUAUGUCCUUCUAGUUAUCCACGGUGUUUCCCUCUAUCUUGAGCAUAAAUGGUACCGCAAAACGAUAUGGAUUUAUCUUUCUGUGCCAGUUUUACUCUAUGUUGGGGAAAGGAUACUUAGAUUCUUUCGUUCAAGGCUUUACACUGUUGACAUUUGCAAGGUUGUAAUUUAUCCGGGAAACGUUAUUGUGCUACGCAUGUCUAAGCCUACAUCAUUUGAUUACAAGAGUGGACAGUACAUAUUUGUUCAGUGUCCUGCAGUAUCAAAAUUUGAGUGGCAUCCAUUUUCUAUUACUUCUUCCCCUGGAGAUGAUUAUCUCAGCAUCCACAUUCGUCAGCUGGGUGAUUGGACUGAAGGUAUUAAAAAGGCCUUCUCAGUGGUAUGUCAAGCUCCUGAAGCUGGAAAAAGCGGACUUCUCAGAGCAGAUGGACCAAUCCAAAGAAGUUUGCCAGAGCUGUUGAUAGAUGGACCUUAUGGCGCUCCAGCGCAAGACCAUUGGAAGUACGACGUGGUAUUACUCGUUGGCCUUGGAAUCGGCGCAACACCUUUCAUUAGCAUUCUGAGAGAUCUACUCAACAACAUUGUUAAGCAACAUGAACAAGCUGAAUGCAUAUCAGGUAGUUGUAGUAACAGCAACAUCUCCUCGGAUCACAGUUCAAGUUGCUUAAACUCGGAAUCUCGAAAUAGAAGUCCUCAAAACCAAAGGAAGACACUGAUGACCAAGAACGCCUACUUUUACUGGGUAACACGAGAACAAGGCUCGUUCGAUUGGUUCAAAGAAAUCAUGAACGAAAUUGCUGAUUUAGAUAUAAAGGGUGUUAUUGAGAUGCACAACUACUUGACUAGUGUGUACGAAGAAGGAGAUACUCGUUCCACUCUUCUCACCAUGAUCCAAACUCUAAACCAUGCUAAAAAUGGCGUAGACAUUUUCUCUGGAACCAAGGUACGGACACAUUUUGGAAGGCCAAAGUGGAAGAAGGUUUUAUCAAAGAUUAGCUCCAAACAUAGGAAUGCAAGAAUUGGAGUGUUCUAUUGUGGAGUACCGAGUUUGGGAAAGGAACUUUCAACACUCUGCCAUGAAUUUAACCAGACGGGUUGUUCCAGGUUCGAGUUCCACAAAGAACAGUUUUAAAGGUAUAUAUGUACAAUGGUUCGUCGUUCAUGUUUUUGUUUCAUAUCCUUGUUGUUUUUUAACCUUUGGUGUAUCACACUUUUAAC
Messenger RNA from Capsella rubella, 2903 nucleotides. RefSeq names its product probable respiratory burst oxidase homolog protein I. Lineage: Eukaryota; Viridiplantae; Streptophyta; Magnoliopsida; Brassicales; Brassicaceae. Gene Ontology annotation, cellular component: plasma membrane. Gene Ontology annotation, molecular function: peroxidase activity; NAD(P)H oxidase H2O2-forming activity. The transcript has 14 exons. The record is from RefSeq and is a predicted model, not a curated record. The coding region runs from base 1 to 2817 and encodes 938 amino acids.